AUGCCUCGGACAUUGCCAUGGCAGGUCGGCGACAAACAGAGGAAAAGCACGACUCCCUCGACAAGCAGCACCAAAUGGCUGUCAAAAUCAAGGCAUGCAACUGGCACAAGAUUGGAAAAUACGCCAACCCCUAAGAGCACCCCGCCUCAGAUUUUGCGAACUCCUUCUACCUCCCCACCACUUGAACUACCGCCUGUAGAAUUUAUGAAAGAAGGCUUAGAUAACGACGAUCAGUAUAUUAUGGUCGAAGACGAAUUUCUAGCGACCGCACAGACCUUUACUCGUCAUCUGCACCAUGCCGAAUAUGUGCGUAAAAAGAACGAGGCAAAAGCCAAGAAUGCCAAAGCCAUUAAUGCUCUAGUUCGACCUACGAGUACGAAAAGUAUUUUGAGUGCUGAAGCUAAGAAGAACAUGCAGUCUGAAGAAAACUCAAUGAAGCAUAAGGCUGCUCUGAGUGAACUUAAACGAGUUGCUGGGCGGCCCCCUGUGGACUCCGAGGUCGAAGAUGAAGGUCUUGAGAGCGAAGAGGAUAAAUUUGAUGAUCCUUGGAUGGGGACUUCGUUGCAAAAUUUGAUGACACAUCAAAGGAAGCACCUUCCAUUGCUCGGCUUACACGGCAUCCGGUCCACGACUCGGGCCGCAUUAGGUUUUUCGAAGGCUCCAGUUGACUUACCUGGAAAGGGUGCUAAAAAGAGCCGAAAUGAAUACCCCACAUCGACGAUGGGAGCGAAUGUCAACCCCGAUAUGGUCAGUGAAUCUACGGGUGACGAUGAUGAUCUUGAUGCUCAACCCCAGAGGUCGAAAUCUGUUCGGAUACCCACAGCGAAACAAAGGCCUGCGUCAAUUAGGAGCAAUGCCUAUACGGCAGAUUCAUUGUCUGUGAAUACGAACGCACAACCGGCGUCACGAUGUGAUCCACAAGAAAAUAUAAAAGCAUCGUAUGAGUCUGGCCACUCAAAAAGCCGCCGACAUAGCACCUCUGCUCCUCCAAAACACACAAGUAGAAUAAUGAGAUUACUCGAUGAUUCAGAUGAUGAACAAUCAACAGAAAUAAAGGAAUAUGAAAUCAGCAAUAACAAAUACCAACAUCGCAAACGAUCGCCAUCAGAAACCUCAUCCAAUAAACGCCAUGGAAAAGAUGCAAAAUCCAAAAAAUCCCGCCUCAAUGAAGUCCCAACAUUCAUAUUGUGA
Molecule: messenger RNA, 1191 nt
Organism: Histoplasma capsulatum G186AR
Lineage: Eukaryota; Fungi; Ascomycota; Eurotiomycetes; Onygenales; Ajellomycetaceae
Exons: 3
Coding region: 1-1191 (396 amino acids)
Source: RefSeq, a predicted model, not a curated record